This is a messenger RNA of Penicillium atrosanguineum, 276 nucleotides long. RefSeq lists its product as uncharacterized. The coding region runs from base 1 to 276 and encodes 91 amino acids. NCBI's taxonomy places the organism in Eukaryota, Fungi, Ascomycota, Eurotiomycetes, Eurotiales, Aspergillaceae. The transcript has 2 exons. The record is from RefSeq and is a predicted model, not a curated record.
AUGACCCACUCUCUCUUUGCCAAUUGGCUUAGAUCAAGUGUAGUAUCUGUUCUUUUCAGUUUAAUCUCUGAAAGAUGUCCAAUGGACAUCACUUUGAUUAUUCUCAUUUUUGGAUUUCGUGACUUGGCCUCUGCGCAUGCGCAUGCCUCGUCGCAUAGUGUCAUCGAGCUUACACUACUCUCGAUCGAUGCGAACCUGCUCUUUCAUCAACCACGUCGGCUUGCCCGAUUGCUUGGAGAAGAAGCUGUGUCGCGAUGUACUGCCAAGGUGGCUUAG